Molecule: messenger RNA, 5039 nt
Organism: Eublepharis macularius
Lineage: Eukaryota; Metazoa; Chordata; Lepidosauria; Squamata; Eublepharidae
Gene: CEP135
Product: centrosomal protein 135
Exons: 26
Coding region: 104-3544 (1146 amino acids)
Source: RefSeq, a predicted model, not a curated record
CGCGGUGAGAGAGAGAGAGAGAGAGAGAGAGAGGCCGAGAACGAACCAGCCGCUCCGCUGUUUGAUCCCUAUUUGAUAACUUCAUUCAAAAACAACUUCCACAAUGGCUGCAGAGAGGAAGUUCAUUAAUCUAAGGAAGCGAUUGGAUCAGCUGGGUUAUCGGCAGCCUCUGGGAGUAGAGAGUUUACCUUUGGUGGAGAAGCUGUUUAGUGAUCUUGUUCAUACAACUGAGAGUCUCCGGAGUACAAAGUUAUCUGCUGGAAAAAUUGAAAAAGAAUUUAGCAACUUUGAUGCUAUUCUGGAACCUUAUCGUAAUGAAAAUGCUAGGCUCACCCGUGAAAAUAACGAACUACAUCUAGAGAUUCUGAAACUGAAAGAACAAUCAGAGCAUCAGAUCAAAGAUUUGAAAGCUACAUUGAGGAAAGUAGAACAUGAGACUGCAGACAUGAAAUUUCUGAAUAACCAAUAUAUACAUAAAAUUAGAUCCCUAGAGAAAGAGAACAAAGCUAAGACUGAAAAAAUCCAGCAGCUCGAAGAGAAAAAUCUGCAAGCAGUGGUCCAGACCCCAGGUGGCAGGAAAAGAAAUAUUCCAUUCAGGCGUCAGCGUAUGCAAAUAGAUCAACCAGUCCCUCCCUCGGGAAUUGAUGCCUAUCCAGUUCCUCAGCCGGAUGACCCGUAUAUUGCUGAUCUUCUUCAAGUGGCUGAUAACAGAAUUCAUGAGCUGCAACUGGAAGUGGCGGACUAUCAAGAAAAGUUAGAGAUAGCUGAACAUGGAGUGAAAAAUUACAGCAAACAGGUUGAAUUACGAGAUGCAGAAAUUGAGCGUUUAUCAUUAGCACUGGAUGGUGGUCGCUCUCAUGAUGUCAUAUCUCUAGAGGCCAGAAGCAGAAGUAAUGAAAAGAUUAUUGCUCAUUUAAAUUUGCAGGUUGAAUUUUUGCAGCAAACAAACAAAGAACUUGAAAUGCGUAUACAAGAUCUUUUGGAUAGUAGGAAAAAUGUGACUAGCGAGGUGGCUCAUUUAAGUAAUAAAAAUGAAGAACUGUGCCAUGAACUGAGUGAAAUAGAUCAUUUGGCACAACAAUUGGAAAGACACAAAGAAAUUGUGCUGGAGACUGCAGAUAAAGAAAUUGGAGAGGCAAAGGAAGAAAUUAAAAAAAAGUACGAUGAAAUCCAGGAUUGUGAAGAAACUAUAGCUAGACUUAAAUCCGAGUUAUUUUCAUCUCGCAGAGAAAAAGACAGACUAACAGAGGAACUCUUUAGAAAAACAGAUGAAAAGCAAAAUCUUGAGUUUUUGUUAAACCAGGUUCAACAAGAGAACCACAGACUAGCCAAAAAAGUUGAAAACGUUGAGAUUAUAGAACGGGAGCUUGUUAUAGAGAAAGAGAGAAUGAGACUGGAAGGUGGCAUUGUGCUCGGAGACAAGUCACCUUCUCGUUUAGAUGCAUUCGUAAAGACUAUAGAAGAGGACAGGGACUACUAUAAGCGAGAGCUGGCGUAUCUUCAAAAGAUAGUUAAACGAAAAUUAAGCCCAUUGCGAAAUUCUCCAGAAAAGAGUGAUGAUCUUAGGUUGGUUAUCAGAGAGAGAGAUGAACUACAAGCUAUGCUGGAUAACUUUGAAAAGCAUAUGAUAGAGAUUCAGUCCAAUGUCAAACUACUAACUAUGGAAAGAGACAAACUAAAUAACCUGUAUGAACAAUCUCAGGAUGAGUUGAACCGUCUACGGAGAGAAACAAAAACUUGUCUUCUGGCCCAAAGUCAUGUGGAAGAGGAAAGGAACAUCGCACUGUCUGAUUUCAGAAGAGUUGUGGCAGAGAGGGAAGGAUUAAGAGAGAAAUUAAAGAUUGUACAGGAAGAUGCUGCGCUAGAAAAGUCAAAUUUGGAUGAGGAAAUAGCACAGCUAGAAAACACUAUUCAUAGGCUGGAAACUGAACAACUUGAUCAAACAACUGCAGUCUCAUUACUGAAAGACAAAAUAACCUGUUUAGAAGAUGAAUUAAAUGUUAAGUCUCAUCAGCUCUCCCAGUCAACUGAAGAUACUUCACAAUUUAAGAGAGAAUUAAGCUCACUUCAGCUCCUAAAUGAACAGAUACAAAAGUCCCUGGAUGAAAUACAGCACCGGUUCUGUAUUAAAGAUGAUGAACUUCAUGCAGCUCAAGAAGAAAUUUUGAUGCUAGAAGACAAAAUAGAUAAAUUAAAUAAUAAAAACGCUACCCAGGAUGAGACCAUCAGUGUGCUCAGAAGUACCAUUAAUGUCUUGGAUAAGGAAAAGGAUAGCCUUCAGGAAAGCGUAGAUGAAAAAACGGAGAGAAUCGCUUGUUUAGAUGACAAUCUAGCCAACAAGGAAAAAUCUAUCCUCCAUUUACGGCAAACACUCAGUCAGCUGGAGUCCUCCUUAGACCAGUUAAAGGAUGCCUUGAGUGGCAAAGAUCGUGAACUAGCCAGUCUCCGUCGCCAGCUUGAUGCAGCUCACUCUGAGCUUGAUGAAACUGGAAGAGUGAAAGAAAUGGCUCUGAAGGAAAACAGAAGGCUACAGGAUGAUCUAGCAACCAUGGCCCGAGAAAACCAGGCAAUCUCAGCUGAACUGGAAGCAGCUUUACGUGAAAAAGAAGAAAUGAAAAUCAGGGUUCAUAAUUACAUAACUGAAGUAUCAAGGUUUGAAAACCUAAUGGCUUCAAAGGAAAGAGAAAACCGGGAAUUGCUGGAAAAAUUCCAGUUGCUCCAUAGCCAAGCUGAGAGCUGGGAAGCAAAGGCCCAUCAAGCUGAAGGGAACAGCAGCUCAGUACGACUGGAACUUCUUUCUGUUGAUACUGAGCGAAGACAUCUUAAAGAGAGAAUUGAACUACUGGAAAAAGAAAUUCAGGAGCAUCUCAUUGCACACCAAGCUUAUGAAUCACAGAUCUCUUCAAUGGCGAAAAAUAUGGCCAAACUUGAAGAGACCCUCUACCACGAAAAAGAAGAAAAGGUUUCGGCAGCAACUGAUGUGGCUUCUGUUAGAGAACUUUGUGUUAAACUGGAGUCCAGCAAAGAACAGCUUUCUCGUCAGUUAACAUCCAAAAGUUUGGAUUUUGAGAGGAUUCAGUCAGAAUUGGAAGAUGCAAAAGCAGAAGCAGAGCUCUUAAAAAAGCAGUUGUCGAGUGAGCGGCUGACAAUACAAAACCUGGAAACACUCCUGGCAACUAGCCGAGACAAAGAAUUUCAGAAUCAUUUGACUGCACAUGAGAAAGAUUCAGAAAUACAGCUGCUCAAAGACAGGCUAACCCUCUCCGAUAGCAAACUAACAAGUCUUAAUAGAGAAACUUCUCUGUUCCGAAAUAAACUUGCACAGCUGCAGACUGAUUAUGAUAUUGUAAAAAGGCAGCUGACAACAGAACGAUUUGAACGGGAACGAGCCAUGCAAGAGAUGAGGCGGCAUGGCCUCAGUGCCACUUCCAUAAAUGUCAUGUCCCCACUUAGUUCAACACUGAGGUCUCCUUCACACUCGCCAGAGAGAGCACUUCCAGGAGCAAUAGAUCGAGCAGAAAAAAAUGUGGGUUUCAAGGACUAAUCACUGGUUUUAACAAGAACAAACCUGUUUGGAUUUUUUCAGUUGUCAAUAGUGAUGCGAAUGCUAUCUCUAAAAUGUUGUUCAGUCACCAGUACCUUUAAUGUUGCAGUCACAUUUGCAGUACUCUGCACAUUCAUUCUGCUGGAAUAUUUGUUCUAGUUAUAGGUUAAGACAAAACCUGAAUUGGAGUAACUGUAUUUACUUAACUCAGAUACGGAUUUGUGGACUAUUUGCUGUAGAGCCAGGAAGAGAUCAAAAGUCUUAAGCAACCAUCUAUUUGUGUAUGCUUCUGGAUAUAUUAGAUUUUUGUUUACAUCUCACUAUUUUAUUUAGCCUACAUUAAUAAAAAUGCUGAAUGUAACUUGAAGCUACCUUUCUAACAAAAUUGGAAAAUGCAAAAGCAGAAAUGCACGGAUUGGAAUACCUUUUGUUAAUGUUAUCCCUCAGAUUAAAAAAGUUGUCUUCCGUGUAGAGCCUAUAUUUUUAAAAUUGUCUGAAAGUGCAAUCUUAAGCAAAGUUACACCCUUUUAAGCCCUUGGACUUCAGUGAGUUUAGAAGGGUGUGGCUCUGUUUAAGAUUACACUAUUAAUUUUGCUUUUUAAAAAUAAUUUAUUAUGUUAAUGUUAAAUGAAAAACUGUAUAUAUCUCAAAGUGAUCUAGCAGACUCAGUCAAUUUCUUUUUUUUUAAAGUUCGGAUGCAAACUUUGAACUGUUCAUACCAGAGGACCCUAACUGUUAAAAGUGCAAAACAAGACAGGUUAGGAUAGAAAAGCUAUUAGGUAAGUGAAGUAAGGACUAAUCUUAUUUCAAGAAGACUGAUAAAGUUGAAAUUUUUCUCAUAGUGUCAUAAUAUAGUGGCAGGUUGUUGGAUAUGCUUGCUAAAUAAAUCAUGUUUAAUGCUGUGUUGAUUUCAUCACCCUUGCCCAGCAAACUUUUUUUUAAUGUGGACAUUUAUGCCAAAGAAGGAGCUCCCCCUGCCCACAGUAGUUUGCUCCAUUUCUUAAAAGCAAUACAUUCCUUUGUAUACACAAAUAUUGUCCCUCCAUUAAAAGGAACCAUGACCCUAUACAGAGGAGAUCCAUGUGUGUAUUAGAUCACAGGUAGUUUUCUGAACUAGGAUGUAUUAUCAACUUGUCUUUUUACAGUAUGUUAAUAUUGUUUACUAUACUUUGUUGUGUGUAUGUCUUUGGUAGUCUGAUACAUAAUCACAAUAUACUAAUUACUGUUGUGUAUUAUGAACAGAUGAGGAAGCUACAGCUUUCAGAGAUAGGUGCAGAGUGACUUCUGAACCUUUGAAGAAAAUUCUGUAUUUUCCAGUUUCCAUUAUGGAUAGCAAUUAGAACAGCAGAAAAUGGCAUAUAACAAAGAUGGAAGAUUCAAAUGCUAAACUUUCCUAAGUUUCAUCAACUUUUAAUAAAGUUUUUUUUUAAAUAAAAGAUUUCUGAACUGGAAUUAUGGUCUUACCACAAUAUCUUAAUAAUUUAAGGAUCGUUAC